Rubroshorea leprosula is the source of this 1519-nucleotide messenger RNA. NCBI's taxonomy places the organism in Eukaryota, Viridiplantae, Streptophyta, Magnoliopsida, Malvales, Dipterocarpaceae. The record is from the annotation of a GenBank genome assembly.
CCUUCUUUAUCAUCAUUUUCUUCUUUAUUUCAAUUCAAUGUCGGAUCGAGUUCACGAAAAUAUAAAAUUCCGUUAGCCUCAUAAGUCAUAAAGCAUGAGGAUGACUUGAACUUCCAGCUGUUGUGUUUCUUCACUAAACCUUCAUUGCAGAAAAAAAUGGGAAAUGCACGGAUGAUAGCACUUUACAUCACUAUAUCCCUCAUUGCUUUUGCUUUGUCCAAGAUUAUCAUUUCUGUUCUCCUUUACAAGAGAUGGAAACGAAAGCAGAUUGUUUAUGAACAAGGUCUCACAGGUGUGAAAAUGGUGAUCUUUAAGUCUCCAGUCUUGCAGUCUUUGACAUCAGAGGAGUUUUUGAAGAAGACAUUGAAACUAAGCAGCAAAGACAUAAUUGGUUCGGGUGGAUGUGGCACAGUUUACAGAUUAAUGAUUAAUGACUCAACAGCUUUCGCUGUAAAGAGACUAAACAGGGGAAAUGCAGACAGAGGAUUUGAGAGAGAAUUGGAAGCAAUGGGAGACAUAAAACACCGAAACAUUUUAACUCUUCAUGGAUACUUUACUGCUCCUCAUUAUAAUCUUCUCAUAUAUGAGCUAAUGCCUAAUGGAAGUUUGUAUAAUUUUCUACAUGGGGAACUAAAGGCUGAGAGGAUUUUGGAUUGGCCAGCAAGAUCUAAAAUAGCAUUAGGAGCUGCAAGAGGAAUAUCAUACCUUCAUCAUGACUGCAUCCCUCACAUAAUCCAUAGAGACAUCAAGUCAAGCAAUAUCUUGUUGGAUCAAAACAUGGAGGCUCAAGUGUCAGAUUUUGGAAUUGCCACAUUGAUGGAACCAGACAAGACCCAUGUUUCAACAGCUGUAGCUGGAACCUUUGGUUACUUGGCUCCAGAAUACUUUGAUACAGGAAGGGCUACGACUAAAGGGGAUGUUUAUAGCUUUGGAGUGGUUUUGCUAGAGCUUUUAACAGGAAAGAAACCAAUGGAUGAAGCAUUCCUAGAGGAGGGAACCAAACUUGUAACUUGGGUGAAAGCAGUUAUUGAAGACAAGAAGGAAGAGCAUGUAGCUGAUAGCAACAUGAGGUGCUGUCCCAUUGAUGAGAUAAACAAUGUAUUCAGUAUUGCAUUAAUGUGUCUUGAAACAGAACCCGCUAACAGGCCUACCAUGGCUGAGGUUGUGAAGAUGCUAGAGCAGACCAGGUCAAAGAAAGUUGUAAUUGAUUCAUAAUUUUUCAUUACUGCUAGCUAUCUUUCUAUCACAAUGUUCUCAAGUCACAGGUGCACAUAUAAUGCAUUUAUUUUUUGUCAAAUGUGAUGAUGAAUUAAAGGAGAGAAGAUAAUCCACUUAUUUUGCCUAAAUUCCUCACCAUUAACUAGAAUCAACCCUCUCGGCUAUAAAAAAGUACAGAGUUUGCAGCAAUGUCUACUAAAGCACUUCUCUAUCUUUUUCUCCUUCUCCUGUCCAUCUCUUCAGGAGGAAUUUUUGUCAUGGUGGAAGGACAGGUAACAUGAAAUGAAAUUCCUUAAAUACA